AUGCCGUAUUACAAAAAACUGACUGACAAUACAACUGGUCAGAGUUACACCAACGCUCUGUCAAUCGGAGUUCGACAGGCAAUACGCAACGGCAAACAGCAAGGUCAGCUGCUUGAAGAUAUUGGUGCCGUAACCGAAUACAUUGUACGACCCCGUUUGGCGGAUUUAUUGCCUGGAUCCACUGAAGAUUCACAAUUUGACCGUAUUGCCGAUCAACUCAAAACACUGGGUGUCAGAACUGGACUGAACAAUCUUCAAUUUGUUUGCGAGUCCAUCGAUUAUAACACCACUAGCAGUGACGUAACCAUUGAUGUACAAGUCAAGGGAAUCAAUCAACUGUCAGUUAUUGAUGACACUGGCAAAUCACUUUCAGUUGCCAAGUUUAAAAGCAACAUAAAAAGUCAACACUCGUUCAAACUGGCAUCUGUAAUCAACGAUCUUGGUAAUACUCGGGUCAGUAUCAUUGGCCAAAACAACGGCAAACAGGUUCUCAAAACACAUAAGCAUAUCAGUCGCAUUCCACAACAACAAGAUCGUGUUAAACUUGAACAUGGUGUCAAAUGGGUGUUUAAUGGUACCAGUAAAUCGGUUGGAGUAUACAACUCGCCAUCUACCAAAAAGUCACAGGGAUGGAACUCGGUCAAUGGUAAAUGGGUUGUUGGUGACGGAAUACAAUACAGUCCUGGAAUAGUCACUGAGAUUAAGAGUAGCCCUUAA
This is a messenger RNA of Batrachochytrium dendrobatidis JAM81, 717 nucleotides long. RefSeq lists its product as uncharacterized. The transcript has a single exon. The coding region runs from base 1 to 717 and encodes 238 amino acids. The record is from RefSeq and is a predicted model, not a curated record. NCBI's taxonomy places the organism in Eukaryota, Fungi, Chytridiomycota, Chytridiomycetes, Rhizophydiales.